CCUUCCGGUGGGGAAUCGUUUCCGGUAGCGUCUUUGCUCAAACGAAGCGAUGCUGCAGUGCUGCGGUGAGGGGAAUGUUUCCUUCCGGGCCGCCGGGGAGUAGGAAGCAGGAAGACGAUGGUGACAGCCGCGCUGUGGAGGAGAGUCUACUCUAGAGCCGCGGCCGCGGCCGUUGCGGGAGGAGAAGGAGCGGGUCCCACCGGGGCCGCGGCCAAGCGGGGCGUGUGGGAGCGGCUAGGCGCCUGGGUCCGCGGGCUCCUGCGCGACUACGCCGAGGCGUGCACGGACGCGGCGGCGGCGGCGCGGGAGCGGCCCGUGCGAGCGGUGCUGUACGCGGGGCUUCUGGGCGGCGCGGCUGCCUGCGCCCUACGGGCCCCGGAGGAGGCGUCCUUCGAGGAGGCGCUGCUGGAUGCUUCCGGGACCCUGCUGCUGCUUGCGCCCGGCACCCGCAACCCCGGCUCGGAGGCGCACGUGCAGCGGCUGCUGUGGCUGCGGGGCCGGGGCCGGCUGCGCCACCUCAGCCUGGGCCUGUGCUCGCUGCUUUACGAGGCUCCCUAUGACCCCGAGGCCAGUCUCUACCAGGCGCGCUGCCGCCACCUGCAGCCGCGCUGGGCCGACUUCCCGGGCCGCGUGCUCGACGUGGGCUUCCUAGGCCGCUGGUGGGUGCUGAGCGCCAAGAUGCGCGACUUCGACAUCAACGACGAUGAGUUCCGCCACCUGCCGCCGCACCUCCGCACGCUGGCGGAGCACCAGCUGCGCUCCGAGGCCAACGAGCGGCUCUUCGACGAGAAGUACCUGCCCGUGGUGCUCACGGAGGACCAGGUGGACCAGGCCCUGUGGGAGGAGCACGUCCUCCAGAAGGAGAAGAAGGAUCGGCUGAUGCUGAGCGAGGCCGCCCCAGAGGAAUUCGGGGCUCCGGCGGCUGCGGACUGAAGCCGGCGCCGUCCGCCGGCUGCAUGGGACUCAGAUCUUCCAGCGUCUUCUUGCUCGUUGGUUACGGGAGGGAGCUUUAGCGAAAUAAACUGUUUUUCCCCUUCUCUCUAUUUCCCAUCUUUUUUUCUCCCUAAACGAAAUGGGUACAGUUCGUUGCACCAGGUAAGCAGAAUUGUUUUGGUUUGCCCUAGGUGCAUUUCAGAGUCUCCUGUCCCUUUCCUGCCAGUCGGUUUGGAAGAUAGCAGCAAGUGCAGGCAAACGGUCAGACACAGAGCUUCGUGUCUCUUUUCCCCUGAUCAUUAAGGGCACCAUCACUGUCCCAGUCACUCAGACACGUAGCCCGGUUGUCAUCUUGGACUCCUCACUCUCACCGCCCUGUACCCAAUCGGUUGCUAAGACUGAUUGUUUCUACCUUCUUAAAUCUCUCCUGUAUGUCUCCUCCUCUUCUCUGGCACUGCCACCACACAAAUACUGACCCUCAUCCCCUCGGGACAGGACCGGUGCAUAACCCUGCCACAAGAACCUCUCUACUUCAGUCAGCCCUCCCCUCAGCGGUCAGAUUGAAUUGUAAGUGCAGAUCUGUCCCUUUCAGUAAACUCCUUUGGGGCUAUUUUGAAAAA
Molecule: messenger RNA, 1553 nt
Organism: Dromiciops gliroides (monito del monte)
Lineage: Eukaryota; Metazoa; Chordata; Mammalia; Microbiotheria; Microbiotheriidae
Gene: TIMM29
Product: translocase of inner mitochondrial membrane 29
Exons: 2
Coding region: 118-933 (271 amino acids)
Biological process (GO): protein insertion into mitochondrial inner membrane
Cellular component (GO): TIM22 mitochondrial import inner membrane insertion complex
Source: RefSeq, a predicted model, not a curated record